UUUAGUAAGCUACGGCUAGCAUCAAUCAUUGCGGAGCAUUUACCCGGCUGGUUUAAUUACAGACAUUUUAUAUAUGUAUGGACUUUAAUCACGACGAAAACACGAGUUUUCCAUACGAUAUGAGAUAACGCGUAGUGAUAAGUGAUAUUAGCCUUGCAAACGCUGUUCGGGUAGUAGGAACAGUAUGCUCUUGAAGCAUUCUGCAGCUGUUUUCUGUAAUUGGAAGCACUGCUCUCGGAGUUUUGUCGGCUGUGUUUGGUAGGGAGACGAGAAGGGACAUGUAUGUUUAAAGUCUUACAGAGAGAAGAAUUCAGCAGUGAGACGUAAUGGAUAGCAGACGGGAAAAGAAGCUGACAUAUAUCACCAUCGGACUUAUUUUUCUUCUUAGCGGCGUGGAAUAUGCUGUAAUUUUGCCCACAAUAUGGCGUUUCUUGCAGACUCUGGAUGCAGCACCUUACUUUCUGGGAUUGGUCCUGUCAGCAUUCAGUCUGAGUGGCCUACUGUCUGGACCACUGUUUGGCCACUGGUCCGACAGAACCCGAUCAACAAAGAAGAUCAUAUUGUUUGCCAACAUCUUUGAGAUAGUUGGUAAUUUUAUGUACUUGAUGGGAUACUCAAAGUGGCUUCUGCUGUCAAGCAGACUGGUAGCAGGCAUCGGUGCAGGCGUUAGCUCGUCCAUCUUUGGCUUCUUAACCAGAAGCACGGCCCCAGAGGACCGUGCCACUGUAUUUGCUGCUUUCAUGGCGUGUCGGCAGGCUGGACUUGUGAUUGGUCCAGCAUUUAACAUCUUUCUGAGGUUGUGUGAUUUCCACUUGGGUCCUUUUGUAAUCAAUAAAUACACUGCGCCCGGGCUGUUUAUGUGUCUGCUGUGGAUUCUCCUUCAAUUCGUGGUUGUUUUCCUGACUGUGGACCUACCACCCGUUGAGAAGAGGAAAGCCAGGGAUAGUAUGACACGAAAGAACCAAGAGGAAGAGAAUGAGAAAGGCCUUGUGGAAGACGUAGAAGAGAGCGAUGAAGAGGGAAAGCCCCUAAUAGUGUCUCAGGAGCUGAUGGGGUCCUACGGCUCUGUCGUGGCUUCCAGUCCACCCAGGAACACUACGCUGAAUCCGAAUCCUUCACCUCAUUCUCCUGUUUCACCAGCAGAGUCUUCAGGUGUCUUUAAGAAUUUCAGCAUAUCUCGAGAGUUCCUGAGAGAAGAGGUGAUUGUGCUGCUGGCUGCCCAGUUUGUCACCUUUUUCAAUCAGACAGCGCUGGAGACCAUGGUGACCCCUCUGACGCAGAAAUAUUUCAGCUUUGGGGAGCUGGAGAACAGCGUGAUGUACUUUCUUGGUGGUGUAGUGGUGAUUGCCGGCUUCCUGUUUGUGCGCUGGCUGAGCCGCCAUGUGACAGAACGGGUGAUCCUCGCCAUUGGUCUGUGCAUGUGCAACAUCUCCUGUGUCUGGUGCCUCAUCUUCUUGGCUAAGCCGCUAGGUGGCUUUUCAUGGCAGCUGACAGAGUUCAUCAUUGGGGUAUUUCUGCAGGUUUUGGGUUUGCCGUUUGUGUCUGUUGCGCAGGUUUCUCUGUUUUCCAAAAUUACAGCUGAGAAAACACAAGGUUUCAGUCAGGGAAUACGUCGUUCAGUGGGGGGUCUAGCCACCAUUCUGGGCCCACUAUGGGCUGGAGGCCUUACCGAGAACAUGUAUGUCAUGAUGGGGAUGAUGACAAUACUGCUGGUCCUGCUAACGAUGAUGCUGGUCUACUCAUACAACCGACUGGUGGAACCUGCUGCACAGGAGCAAAUGGACAAUUCGGAAAACGUUAAUUAGCAAGUGGCUGUUAGAGGAAAAGUGGUUGAAGGAGAACAGUGGGAGCUUCGCGAUCUGUACUUUCUGUCCCUCAUCAGUCUCACUUUCUGCAUCAAGACCAUCAUGUAGAGUAGUAUCACAAGCACAAAGCUCAUUCUGUAAGGGUUGGAUUUGUCUGUGCAGAGGCUGAUCUGAUGCUGUUUAGUUCACUAUAUUUCCUAUGGAAAUAAACAGAGUUCUGCUGUU
Molecule: messenger RNA, 2030 nt
Organism: Neolamprologus brichardi
Lineage: Eukaryota; Metazoa; Chordata; Actinopteri; Cichliformes; Cichlidae
Gene: mfsd8l1
Product: major facilitator superfamily domain containing 8-like 1
Biological process (GO): transmembrane transport
Molecular function (GO): transmembrane transporter activity
Source: RefSeq, a predicted model, not a curated record